AUGGCUAGCCAAGAAGAAGACCUAGCAGCUUUGCCAACUCCUAAAGUACCGGCACUUAGGCCGACACCUCCAGUGAAUCCCACAGAUUCACUAGCUACUGCAACCAUGAAUGAGAUGGCUCAAAAUCUCAAGCAAGGAGUGGAUCAUCCAUCCACCAAAUUCAGGGAUUUAUGUCCCUUUCCAAAUACCAGGGUACGUAAAAACUUUGAGGUACCAAAGUUCAAGAGAUACGAUGGUAAUGGGUGCCCUGUAGCACAUUUGAAAGCCCUUUAUAGGGAGCUCAACGCGAUCGCAGGGAAUGACGGAGCAUUGAUAGGACUCUUCCAAAACUCCUUUAAGGGUGACACUUUGGAUUGGUAUAUGUCACUCGACAGCCAUCAGAUUAGGACUUGGGAAAGGCUCUCCCAGGCAUUCAUUGAUCGAUUCUCUUACAAUCUGAACAUGGCUCCGAGAAGAGCAGACUUAGAUCCCUUGAGACAAAAAGCUGACGAAUUAUUGUUCGCAUAUGUGGGACGUUGGUGGGCCAUGGUUGCCAGGAUGAGAAACCCCAUCGAUGAUGAGGAACAAAUUUCUAUAAUAGUUCAUUCGGCGAAUCCGAACAUCUCCGGAUACCUAAUCUCGUACCCAUACAUGAACUUCCCUCAACUCAUCCAGGCUGGAGAAUAG
Magnolia sinica is the source of this 666-nucleotide messenger RNA. RefSeq lists its product as uncharacterized. The transcript is spliced from 2 exons. The record is from RefSeq and is a predicted model, not a curated record. Lineage: Eukaryota; Viridiplantae; Streptophyta; Magnoliopsida; Magnoliales; Magnoliaceae. The coding region runs from base 1 to 666 and encodes 221 amino acids.